AUAAGAUUAUGAUAUGUUUAAAUAUCGCAACUAUAAAUGUGAAUAGUUUUGUUAUACUCGUAAUCGCGAAGUUGCAGGAGUGUGCAUUACUCUUUGAAGUGUAGUGAUCAUGUGGUUCAAAACUGUUAUUGUGAUUUGUGCAGUGGCAUGCACUCAAAUUGUUAAUGUUAAUGGUGAUUGCCCUGUGUUUCAUUGCCAACCAGAGCACCCAAACUAUGCAUAUUUUUACGGCUUAAAAGUAGAAUGCCCAGAAAAUUCCUUUUGUAAUUUUGAGAAGGAGAAUCUACCAUCAACCCCCUUAGAUCCUUGUUAUAAGCCUUGUGUGGAAUUGGGGUGCAAGCCAACCCUAGAUUAUACGUGUAUCAAAGAUAAAACGGGAUUUACUGUAACAGACCUUUCUCAAACCUUUGCUUGUCCAGCAAAUACUGAAUGUGACGAGGGAACAGAUUGUACGCCAUGCAAGGCUCAAGUCUGCGACAAGGAUAAAAUUAAUUGGCGAUGUGAAGGUGAUGAUGUCUACGUGGAUAAUGUGAAAGGAUACUGUCCCAUUGGAUGGACUUGUAACGUAGAUCACAUAGCACCAUGCGAAUCAUGCAUUAAAGAUGAUGGUGAAGAUACAGGAAUUUUCUAUCCUGCCAGUGCACCGAGGGUCCUUCUAACAUCCGGCUCCAUUAUAAUGACUCUAAUUUUAUGCGCAUUUCAAAUGUAUUAAUUUAUUUCAUUAUACAACUAUCAUUUAAUUGCAAUAACUUAAAUACAAAAUGUGUUACGUAAACUUUCGAUAAUAAAAAAAAUGUUUUAAUAUCUA
Dalotia coriaria is the source of this 808-nucleotide messenger RNA. RefSeq lists its product as uncharacterized. The record is from RefSeq and is a predicted model, not a curated record. The transcript is spliced from 5 exons. Lineage: Eukaryota; Metazoa; Arthropoda; Insecta; Coleoptera; Staphylinidae. The coding region runs from base 110 to 712 and encodes 200 amino acids.